Ilex paraguariensis (yerba mate) is the source of this 584-nucleotide messenger RNA. The record is from the annotation of a GenBank genome assembly. NCBI's taxonomy places the organism in Eukaryota, Viridiplantae, Streptophyta, Magnoliopsida, Aquifoliales, Aquifoliaceae.
CAUUUUGAUUUUGCAAUGGAUCAGGCAAGUCAUUCAUAUCGAUUAGUUCCCAUUUUCUUGAAGAGCACCUUUCUAAUUGUAUUUUUGAAUGCAACCCACUAUAUCCAAAUAAUGAUAAAGCUUAAAUGGUGAUAGUUUGGGGCUAAUCUGAUUCAAAGUUCUAAGAUUCAAUUCGCAGCACUGCUGUAUCAUGCCACAACAGGGGACGGAGGACCAUAUUCAUCAUUUUAUUUGAGGCAUGCCAUGCUCCACUUAGGUGGUCAUAAACUGUCAGCAAAUGGUAAAUGAACUCAGUCAAAAUGCCUGCACUAGUGGAGAAUGGUUUAGGGGGUCUAUGCCGAACAUUCAUGGCUUCUGAUUUUAGUUCAACAAUUAUCUCUAGUUUUGAGAUACUGGCAUAUCUUCUGAUAUCAGCAUCUUCUUCUGCGGCCACUAGGGUUGUUGACUGGGUAUCAAACUGGGGGAAAGAUGAGUUUACAGAGAUGGCUAGUGCAUCUAUUGGAAUGUCCUUCCUGGCUUUUAUCGCCUUUGCCUUGAGUUCCCUCAUAUCUGGUUACAACCUCUGCAACAGUAAUUCCACUUGA